Messenger RNA from Centropristis striata (black sea bass), 1656 nucleotides. It is a transcript of the gene upp2, whose product is annotated as uridine phosphorylase 2. The record is from RefSeq and is a predicted model, not a curated record. Bases 91 to 1032 code for a protein of 313 amino acids. The transcript is spliced from 7 exons. Gene Ontology annotation, molecular function: uridine phosphorylase activity. Lineage: Eukaryota; Metazoa; Chordata; Actinopteri; Perciformes; Serranidae. Gene Ontology annotation, cellular component: cytosol; cytoplasm. Gene Ontology annotation, biological process: uridine catabolic process; nucleotide catabolic process.
UCUUAUUCUGAAUCAGCCGCAACAAGAAUUUAGAGGUUUUACAGAACUUUUGAAGACAUUUUUAACUUUUUCUAAGCAUCACCUGCAGUCAUGGCACCGAUUUUACUGAACUGUGUGGGGAAUGACCACAAUGAAUAUAUCAAACAACAAGUCCAAGUGAAAAACCCCUACUUGGACACCAUGGAGGAGGAUAUUCUCUACCACUUCAGCUUGAGCACCAAGACUCACAACCUUCCAGAUAUGUUCGGAGAUAUUAAGUUUGUGUGUGUUGGAGGCAGCGCAAAUCGGAUGAAAGCUUUUGCCCACUUCAUGCACCAGGAGCUGGAACUGCCUGGAAACCCAGAGGAAAUCAAAGAUAUCUGUGAGGGAACAGAUCGCUACUGCAUGUAUAAAGUGGGACCGGUGCUCUCUAUAAGUCACGGCAUGGGCGUCCCUUCCAUCUCCAUCAUGCUGCACGAGCUCAUCAAACUGCUGCACCACGCUCAGUGCCGUGAUGUCGUCCUGUUUCGCCUUGGGACAUCCGGUGGAGUCGGUCUGGCUCCGGGGACAGUGGUGGUCACGGAUAAAGCAGUGGACUACUCCUUCCGUCCCCAGUUUGAGCAGGUGGUUCUGGGUAAAGUCAUCACCAGGAGCACCGAGUUGGACGAGGGAGUGGCCAACGAGCUGAUGCAGUGCUCCUCUGAGCUCGAAAACAUCCCGGCAGUGAUUGGAAACACCAUGUGUACCCAUGACUUCUAUGAAGGUCAAGGCAGACUUGACGGAGCUCUCUGCUCAUUCUCUCAUGAAGAAAAGCUGGAGUAUCUGAGGAAAGCUUACGAUGCCGGUGUGAGGAAUAUUGAAAUGGAGUCCACAGUAUUUGCUGCUAUGUGCCGUGUCUGUGGCCUCAAAGCGGCUGUGGUCUGUGUUGCAUUGCUGAACCGCUUCGAGGGAGACCAGAUCACCUCCCCUCAUGAUGUUCUGGUAGAGUACCAGCAGAGACCUCAGGCCCUGGUGUCCCACUUUAUCAAGAAACGCCUGGCACAGAGUGUCUGAGAAGCCUACGUCCCCAUUCCAACCCCAGCCUCUCAAAUAGAGUGUAUAUAGCCAAUAUGUGGAUAUGUAUAUACAUAUAUCUAUACUGUACUCUGCAUGUUAAUAUGUGUAUUAGACACUUAUUUAAAAAGUUGUUUUGAUUUCAUUGAUGAAGCUAAAAUAUUUUCUAUGUUGCACAUGUAUAUGUAAGUAUGUGUUGUGUCUUUUAAUAUUUAAUACUCUGGUAUUUAUGUAAGAUAACAAUAAUUUUCUAAAGAAAGUUGUCUUUUAUAAAGGUUUUUCUUCAUAUAUGCUUGUUAGCUCGGAAAGGAAGAACUUAGUCUUCCUUCAUGAUUUGUUUUAUGAUUUAAGAAGCUGAAGUGGGUCCUCCUACAAUGUAUUCAGUGAUGGAUGUGUCAUCAGAUGAGCAAAGAGUUACAUCACAUUUAGUUGCUUCUAAAUGUGGCUUGUUUAUGUAAAAAAAAAAAAAUCCUGAAAGUUACGUAAGCGGUCAAUAAAUGUUGAUAAAUGUGCAGGUCAUUUUCAUUUGUUGGAAGUAUGUUUAUCAUCACGCUGUAAUACUGUAUUUCUCAUGAGGUGCUGUAGAGUAUAAAACCUUUAAUAAAAUCAAUAACAGUUAUUGCA